GAAUUGAAAAAAAAAAAGUGAAGCCAUCUUUUCUCAACAGAAAAAAUGAAUAGAAUCGGAAAUAAAUGAAUAAAUCGUUUCUCAAAUAAAUAAAUAAAUACUAAAAACAAUUAAAAAGCAUCAUUGUGGGGGAAAAGAAACCUGAAACUCCCUUCAAUGGCGGAAGAAGAGAAGCCAACUACUCCUACACCUGAGCCCACUCUUCCUUCUCCGCCGGAAUCUCCAUCAAACCCCGAUGAUCCGCCGCCGGAAACGCCUACUCCUCCGGCUAAAUUCGAUCCUAGUCGAAUGAUUGGGAUCAUCAAGAGGAAGGCUUUGAUUAAGGACUUAGCUGCAGCUUACCACUCCGAGUGUAUUGCUUAUUGCCGAGAGCUUCUUGAGCUCCAAAAGAGAAAGAACGAGCCGUUUCUGUACACGAAAGCUCCAGAAGAUCUGAGAAAAGUGACGUUGAGGUCUUCUUCCAAACGAGCUAAGAAAAAACGUUAAAAAAAAGAAGAGAAUGUGUAUGAUGCUUAGUUCUACGUGGGUAUGAUGUUUAUUGAACCGGUGCUUAUAUUUUAGAUGGAGUUGUGAAAUGAUUGAAACUUCAUUCGAUUAUCUAAGUUUAUAUACAGAAGUUACACUUCCACGGUUACUUACAUCCAUUCUAAAGACAUCUUCUAACUAAGAAUUAUAGGAAAGGCCCCUAAAUUUUUCCACAUUGGGCCUUAAUUUGGACAUUCUUGUCCAAAUAAUUAGACUGGAAAUUUUAGUUUUAUAAUUUUACUAUUUAAUUAGUUUUCUUUUGA
Molecule: messenger RNA, 788 nt
Organism: Brassica rapa (field mustard)
Lineage: Eukaryota; Viridiplantae; Streptophyta; Magnoliopsida; Brassicales; Brassicaceae
Product: E3 ubiquitin-protein ligase RNF19B
Source: RefSeq, a predicted model, not a curated record